GGUCAAGAAGGCGUGCAUUACAGAAAGCACGAUGACCGGACCAUGUGGAGCGUUAAUUGGCGAGCAUUGGGCGUGACCGAGAAUGGAGAGCGGCAACUACGAACCGUGUCUUAUGGAGAAAUAUUAUUGAUUCAGUUUUAUCUUGAAUUUGAUGUAUGUAAUACCUACUAAAUAAAUGAAAUGUGCAUUUUGCACCCUUCUCUCCACAAAUUCGUCAUUGGCAUUGACUCACCGGUCUGCCGACGAUACAUUGACUAGAUCAAUGACACCACCGACAAGCUCCAGACAACAACAAAGGAAACUUCCAGGCGAUAGUUUCUAGAUUACACGGUAAUCCCAAUCGGAAACGCUUCCUAUUUGUACCGCGGCGAUUUAAAAUUAGAAAUUGAGCUAUAAUAGCUGUAGAACUGGAAGAUAACCUUGACGAUACAGUUCAAGCGAACGAAAGUAAACAACACUACACUAUCUUCGGCAAGGUGAGGUAAACAUGACCAUGCACGCGGGCCAGAGUUUGCCCUUCAUCGGUUAUGCUUAUCUCAAUCAGUUUUGAUAAACAUAUUCACUCAUGCAGCUCAACCCUAUAUAAGCAACUUCGGACGGGCCGGAGUAAUCGCAAGUGCAAACAGAAACAGUAGAUCACUCAGGAUGUUACGAGUAGUGUUCAUAGCGGUCGCUUUCGCGGCCCUUCUCGGAGUCCGGGCGGAUAUAUUUGAGGACACGUUUGAUUUGAGUAGUGAGGAAUCGAUUGCCAAUUCGAUGAACGUUGCGUUCGGUGAAUACAGAAGUGAGCUGGGGCCAUUGCUGGAAGGCCCUGUGGAUGACUCCCUGGAAUCCAGAAUCGCUGUGCCCUGUGCUAGCAGAGAUCAGCCCAACUUUGAGACCUUCUACGAUGAUCGUAAUUCGUGGAAAGAAUUGGAGUUCUCAUCUUCAUUGACCAUUAUUGUUCACGGAUGGUUGCACAACUCGGAGGAAGUUUGGAUUCGCCAAACGGCACAUGAACUGAUGAAAAUACAUGAUACUACCAUUUGUCUUGUGGAUUGGAAUUACCGUGCACGGUACAAUUACCGCCAAGCCGCAGAGGAGCAUACGCCGUUUGUUGCCGACUUCCUAACGAGGUUUAUCCUGUAUUCAAACGAAGUGGGUGUACCACUGGAAAAGGUCACCCUAAUCGGUCAUAACUUGGGCGCUCACAUUUGCGGACAGUCCGGUCACAACCUUGGUGGAAGAAUUGGUGCAAUCUAUGGUUUGGACCCGUUGGGACCAUUGUUCGAAUAUCCGAAGGACCACGGAUUGGAAAUGCGCCUGGACCUAAGCGAUGCCAAGUAUGUUCAGGUCAUCAUCACGUCCAGACAUGAGUUGGGCUUGGUAAACGGUGAAGGCCACGAGAACUUCUACCCGAAUGGUGGUGAAUCUGCUGCAAACUGUCCUUUGCCGGAUACGGACUCUAAGGAACUGACGGUUCGCAUAGCUUGCAGCGAGUGGGAAUCUACGGAAUACUUCAAGCGCUCGCUGAAUCCGAACAACCCCUACGAAGGAAAACAGUGCUCAGAUUGGCCGUCGUACCUGGCUCAUCGUUGCGAUUUCAACAGAUCCAACAAGCUGGGUAUUUACAGCCACAGAAUCGGUGGAGACUUCUAUUUGAAUGCGGAGCCCAUUCUUCCAAACUACCCGGCGUUCAGUAGCCAUGCUCAUUAGCUGUUUUGGAUAAGUUGGUUAGUAAUUAAGGUGACUGCAGUUAUCAGUAUUACUGGUGGUGGAGGAUGUAAGUUAUUUAAUAGUAGGCUCUAUUUAUUACUGAUCACAAUAAAAUAACACUAAAAUUA
This is a messenger RNA of Aedes albopictus (Asian tiger mosquito), 1823 nucleotides long. RefSeq names its product pancreatic lipase-related protein 2-like. The transcript has 2 exons. The coding region runs from base 646 to 1695 and encodes 349 amino acids. The record is from RefSeq and is a predicted model, not a curated record. Gene Ontology annotation, biological process: lipid catabolic process. Lineage: Eukaryota; Metazoa; Arthropoda; Insecta; Diptera; Culicidae. Gene Ontology annotation, molecular function: lipase activity.